CCGUGCGGGGAAAUCCUCACCGAACGACGCCGUCCGGGACGGAGCGUCUCGCUUUCCUCCCACCCCUCCUGCUCCCCCCCUCCCUCUCGGCGACUCGGCUCUCCCUCCAGCGGGAACCAACCGGAGCCGCACGGACUGCUGCUGCCGGCGCCUGGCCGUUCUCUCAUGGCGACGCCGCCUCCGCAGGACAUGGACCUAGAGCAACAUGGGGACAACAUGGCAGGCAAGGGUGGAGCUGGACAGGUCUAUUGGUCCAACGCAAUGUCUAGUUUUGUACUCAAAUAUUUGGCUAACCUAGUUGCGAGUGGAACUAAAACCACGAGCGGCUUCAAGCAAGCUCAUCUUAACAGUUGUGCUAGAGCUUUGUAUGAGAAACUAGGUGUCCAGCGCAGCGGUGGACAAGUUGGUAACCAUCUUAGGAAGUGGAAAAGGAUUUAUGCAAAGAUUGAGAAGCUGAAGAACUUGAAUGGAGCUGUUUGGGAUGAACAUAAUUGCAUAAUCGGUCUUGAUGCAGAGCAUUACAAUAAUCAUAUUAAGGACCACCGUGAAGAUGCCAACUACUUGAACAUUCCUAUUGAUCACUAUCAUGAGAUGGCAACUAUAUGUGGCAAAAAAUUGGCAGCCACUGCAUAUGGUAAAGGAUCAAAUGAGCCACUUGGUGUUGAAGUGACUGAAACAUAUAAUGCACCAACUGUGGAUGAAACUGGUGCAUAUGCUAACGGAUCAAAUGAGCCACUUGGCGUUGAAGUGACUGAAACAGAUAGUGCACCAAUUGUGACUGAAGCAGAUAAUGCACCAAUUGUGACUGGAACAGAUAAUGCACCAAUUGGGGCUGAAAGAGAUAAUGCACCAAUUGUGACUGAAACAGAUAAUGCACCAACAGUGACUGAAACAGAUAAUGCACCAAAACCCAUGUCUAGUGAGCCAAGUGAACAAAUCGUUACUGAUGAUGGAACACACUUAGGCAACAAUGGUGCAGAGUCCUCAGGUACUAAACAGCCACCAUCAAAGAAGCAGAGGAUUUAUACUGAUGAUGACUUGGUUGUGAUAAUGAGUCGGACCCUUGGCGAACUUGCUUCGUCUAUAAAAAAGCUUUCUGAACAACCUGACCUUCCUGUUCCAAAGGGGUUGUAUGAAGAGCUAAAGAGCAUCCCAGGGUUUGAGGAGGCACAUCUUGAGCACUACUAUGCUUAUCUGUGUGAGAAUCCUCCACUUGCAAGGGCAUUUUAUGCACUGCCUCAACUUACUAGCAAAAUUAUAUGGGUGGCUAGGUACAUCAAGAAUCACAGGUCCGAACUAAUUUAAGUACUCUGAUGAUGUGGUGGUAUUUUGGUCUAAUCACUAGGGAUGGAAAAAAAGAACUUUGUGUAAUGUGAUGGUUUGGUUGUAUGGAGGGUGGUAGUGUGUGACUCUAGUCUGUAUGGAACAACCUGGACAGGCUACUAUGGCAGUAUAUGGAAUGUGAUUAUAGUAGAGACCGUUUAAUAUAGCAUAAUGUAGAUCAGUGGUGAAUUGUCCUGAUUAAUUUUA
Messenger RNA from Sorghum bicolor (sorghum), 1530 nucleotides. RefSeq lists its product as uncharacterized. The record is from RefSeq and is a predicted model, not a curated record. NCBI's taxonomy places the organism in Eukaryota, Viridiplantae, Streptophyta, Magnoliopsida, Poales, Poaceae. The transcript is spliced from 3 exons. Bases 166 to 1305 code for a protein of 379 amino acids.